Molecule: messenger RNA, 1695 nt
Organism: Arachis duranensis
Lineage: Eukaryota; Viridiplantae; Streptophyta; Magnoliopsida; Fabales; Fabaceae
Exons: 5
Coding region: 1-1695 (564 amino acids)
Biological process (GO): DNA transposition
Molecular function (GO): zinc ion binding; DNA binding; transposase activity
Source: RefSeq, a predicted model, not a curated record
AUGGAUUUUAAGGAGGCUGUGAGGGAUUAUUGCAUCCAUGAAGAUAGUGAGAGUGUUUGCUGGCAAGUUAAAACCUUCAAUGAUGAUCAUACCUGCCCAAGGGAGACAAAAAAUAGAUUAGCUAACAAAUGGUGGUUAGCUAGCAAGUUGGUCAAGAAGCUUAGGAAAUUUCCGAAUCUGAAGCCCUCUGAAGCUUUAACAUACUUUAAAAGUAAAUGUGACUUGGAGUUGAACAAAUCUUCGCUGACAAGAGCACUCGGAGAUGCAAGGCACAUUGUGUAUGGUGAUGCUGCUGCACAAUAUUGGAUGGUGAGAGAUGAUGAUGAGACUCUCCUAAAGUGCAACCCUGGUUCUACUGUGCGCAUCAUAACAAUUCCUCAUCCCAACCAAUCAGAAGAUCCCACUUUUGACAAGAUGUACAUUUGUUUCGAUGGAUGCAUGAAGGGGAUUAAGGCGGGAUGCAGACCUCUAAUAGGGCUUGAUGGAGCAUUCCUGAAAACCAGAUUUGGCGGACAAAUAUUGGCAGUCAUUGGACAAGAUGCCAAUAAUCACAUUUACGUUAUUGCAUAUGCCAUUGUACCAGUAGAGAACACAGAUAAUUGGAGGUGGUUCCUUGAGCUGAUGCAUGAUGAUCUAGGGAGCUACACCCAAAAUGGAUGCUGUUUCAUUUUGGACAUGCAAAAGGGACUAAUCACAGCUGUCCAGGAGGUCUUCCCUAAUGUCCAACACAGAUUUUGUGUAUGGCACUUGUGGAGAAACUUCAAUAAGCAGUGGAAAGACAACGAACUCAGAGGAUUACUGUGGGAGUGUGCAAGAUCUACCACUCAAGAGGGAUUCGUUGAGGGGAUGAUGAAAAUUCAGAGAGCUAAGAAGGAAGCCUGGGAGUACCUUGCCAAAUGGCGAAGAGAUGCAUGGAGUCGGGCCUUCUUCCCUAUCCAACCAAAAUGUGACAACAUUUGUAACAAUGCUUGCGAAGUAUUCAAUGCAAGAAUCAAGGAAGCAAGGGCUAAACCAAUUAUCACACUACUCGAGGAAGUUAGAAUGUAUAUCAUGAGGAUGAUAGCACGAAAUAAAAUGAAAUUCAAGAACCAUGUUGGGCUACUACCCCCUGUUCAAUGUAGCCGAUUGGAAAAGAUCAGGAAUGCUUCAAAGCAUUGGGUGCCAAUGUGGUCUGGAGAUGCGGACUAUGAACAAUUCGAGGUACAUGGGUGGCCAACAAACAUGGUAGUGGACUUGGGAAAGCGAAUAUGCACCUGUGGACUUUGGCAACUAAGUGGGAUGCCCUGUGUCUAUGCUUGUGCUGCAAUGGCUAGGGCAGGCAGGCAGCCCGAAGACUUCUGUCAUAGAUGGUUGACAAUGGAUGUAUACAAUGACACCUAUGCAUUCCAUAUCAAUCCUAUUACUGGCCAGAAACUAUGGGAGAAGUCACUUUACAACAGACCACAAGAACCCAAAUUUAAGAAGAUGCCAGGGGCACCCAAGAAGAAAAGAAGAAAGGGAGUUGAUGAAGGUCGGUUGGAGGCUGCAGCUGUGGCAGUUGCUGCAGCUGCUGCUGGUAGUGAAGCUAAUACAGGAAAUCAGCAACAACCUCUCCCUGCUGCACAUGAAGUCCCUGAUGAGGGCAAUCCUACUGAGAUUGAGGUAGGCAUGAGUCAACCAAUGGUGUCAGAAAAUGAAAAUGAAAAAUCCCACUAG